Molecule: messenger RNA, 2076 nt
Organism: Stylonychia lemnae
Lineage: Eukaryota; Ciliophora; Spirotrichea; Sporadotrichida; Oxytrichidae
Source: the annotation of a GenBank genome assembly
AUGGAUUAUGAAAGUGAGCUUAACCUUUCAUUUGAGGAACUAGAAGAUGAGGAGAUUGGAGAAAAUCUCAAUAAAUUAAAACAUAAUAACAUCCGUUCAGAAUAAGUUUUGCUUGAGUGGAAAAGUAAAAUGGAUAUAUCAAAUAUACGCAUUUCAAGCUCAACUAGAUUUCCAAUAAAAAUUUUUCACUCUAACUAUUUUAUAUAGUCUUUUGAAAAUUUUGACUAUGAAAAUAGUAGAGCAAGGAUAUUUUAAGUAAUUUUUUUUCAAAUUACCAAUUUGGUAGUCAAGCAAUGGAGAUUGAAACUUCAGUAGAAAUACAUUCUUUUAUAUCAAAAAUAUAAGCCAUCUGAAGGAGUAUUGGAAUGUUUACCUUUUAUUAUCGGCUAUGCAAUAAGAAUAGCUAUUGAAGAUAAGGUGAGAUAUGGCGAGAAAAUCCUGACUCUUCACAAUGGUUUAAAAGAAAUAUAUUAAUUGAUGUUUAAAGAAAUUACUGGCCUCUCUAUCGGAUAAAUUUAUAUAGAGAAACAUCUUUCUAAGUAUUCAAAAAGAGAUUACUUUGAAAUGAAUAAGCCAUCAAAAGAAGUGGUUGAGUUUAUGAAAGCUAAGGGAGAUAUUAAAGAAUUCAUGAGAAAAGGAAUGACUAUUUAAUUUCAAUCAUACUUAAAAAGUAGUAAAAUAUAAAGAGAUCAAUUUGAACAUGAACUUAGUGUAGUUCUAAGUACGAAAUAGUUUUAAAAGGCUAAGAAGAAAACUGAUGAAUUAAGAUAUCCUCCUAUGGACUUUUAUGAAAAAUUUCUAAAUCAAAACAUAAUAGAAAACCUAAAUAAUGACGAUGAAAUUGAAAAUUAAAGCAUGAGCAGACUAAGUAAGUCUAUUUUUGGAGAGAGAAGCAAAUCUACUUUUGUUAAAACUCAAAUAAAUAUUAGCAGAGUAUCACCUAUGCUUAGAAGUGUAAUUCAAACUGACUCAUAUGUCCCAAGAUAAGUUGUACUGAGCUUCAGAGACAGGAAAAUGCUUGAGAAAAGUGACUCUAGCGUAAUAAUAUCUGAUAAGUCAAAUCAUGAGGAGCUACCAGAAAUAAGGGCUAAGGAAGUUACAAAAAUGAUUGAAUAGAAUAAGAGAAGUAGAUCAAGAAACAAAUCCAGCACACCCGUCAGAGAUAGAGUUGAUGAAUUUCUAGAGGAUAGGAGAACAUCUAUAUUCAUGCUACCAAUAUAAAAAAUAGUUCCAAGCAGAAAGAGAUUUAUUAAAUUAGGUGAAGGCAUUGAUCAUGAAGGUAACGUUUUGAAACCUUAACUUAAAUCUGUCGAAAAUGUCAAAAAUAUUUUGAAUUAACUUCCUCCUUUUGAUACUUAAGUCAAAUUCGACAAAUUACCCUCGUUUCCUGUAAAUGUUAGAAAUUAGACUAUGAUCAUGCAAGAGCAAGAGGAAGUUGAUAAAAAACGUAUUGUCAUUCAGGGUACAUUAGGAAAGAUCCCAUUAAACUAUCCCUCGCCCUAAUUUUCUAAGUCUUAUGAUAAAAUUACAGAAGAUCAUAUUCAUAGAAAAUAAGAACAAGAAAGUAGUAAGAAAAAAUUAAAAAAAUACCAAAAUAAAAGUUUCAUCAAUGCUGAAUUUUUAAUUCAAAAGGAUUAAGGGAUCGAGGACAACUAUAAAACUCCUAAUUUUUCAGAAGAUCAAGGUAAUCAAGAUAAAGUUUAGAAAGCUGGAAGUUAAUAGAUUAGGAAAAUGGCUACUCUUGAUUAUUCAAAUCUUACCGAAAUGGAAGAGGAAAAGCAUAAUCAAGAAUAAAAAUCAAAACAAAUUCAUGAAAGCUUAGAUCCAAUUUACUAAAGACAAAGAGAGCUGAGAAAGAAGAUGAUGCACAAGAAUAAUAUAUUCUUUAAUAGAUAAAUAAUGAUAGAAAAAAAUUUGAUUGAUAAAAGCCAAGGAAAAUACGGCUAAAAUUACAGCAGGCUAAUUGAGACAUAAUUUGACAGAACUUUAGAAAAGUAUAUGCAUCCGGAAGAUUUAGGUUUAUGGCACAAGGAGGAUAUUGAGGAUAUAGAACAGAAAAUCAAAAAUUUCAAGUGA